AUGGGCUCCACCAUAGGCUGCCCGGCCCGCUGUGAGUGCUCAGCACAGAACAAGUCUGUCAGCUGUCACCGGAGGCGCCUGAUUGCCAUCCCCGAGGGCAUCCCCAUUGAGACGAAAAUCCUGGAUCUUAGCAAGAACAGGCUGAAAAGUGUCAACCCGGAGGAGUUCACAGCUUUCCCUCUGCUGGAGGAGAUAGAUCUCAGCGACAACAUCGUUGCCAACGUCGAGCCUGGAGCCUUUAACAAUCUGUUUAACUUGCGCUCCUUGCGGCUGAAAGGGAACCGUCUGAAGCUGGUCCCUUUAGGGGUCUUCACCGGGCUGUCAAACUUAACAAAGCUAGAUAUCAGUGAGAACAAGAUUGUCAUUCUGCUGGACUACAUGUUCCAGGAUCUGCACAACCUCAAGUCCCUCGAGGUUGGGGAUAACGAUCUGGUUUAUAUCUCUCACAGGGCCUUCAGUGGGCUGCUCAGUUUGGAGCAGCUAACUCUGGAAAAAUGCAACCUAACAGCUGUACCAACAGAAGCCCUUUCUCACCUUCACAACCUCAUCAGUCUACACCUGAGACAUCUCAAUAUUAACCUUCUGCCUGCAUAUGCCUUCAAGAGAUUGUUCCACCUGAAAAACCUAGAAAUAGACUAUUGGCCUAUGCUGGACAUGAUCCCUAUCAACAGCCUAUAUGGCUUGAACCUCACCUCCCUCUCCAUCACCAAUACUAACCUGUCCACUGUCCCUUAUUCUGCCCUGAAGCACCUGGUUUACUUGACCCACCUGAAUCUCUCCUACAACCCCAUCAGCACCAUUGAGUCGGACAUGCUUGCUGAUGUGGUGCGCCUCCAAGAGCUCCACAUAGUUGGGGCCCAGUUGCGUACCAUCGAACCCCACGCAUUCCAAGGACUCCGGUUCCUUCGGGUGCUUAAUGUGUCCCAAAACCUGUUGGAAACCAUUGAAGAGAACGCGUUCCACUCCACCAAAGCCCUGGAAAUCCUCUGCAUAAGCAACAACCCACUGGCUUGUGACUGCCGCUUGCUUUGGAUUUUACAAAGGCAGCCCACGCUGCAGUUUGGAGGCCAGCAGCCAAUGUGCGCCGGCCCGGACAGCGUCAAAGAGAGGCCCUUCAAAGACUUCCACAGCACCGCCCUUUCUUUCUACUUCACCUGCAAGAAGCCCAGGAUACGCGACAAGAAGCUGCAAUACCUGGUGAUCGAGGAAGGCCAAACAGUGCAACUACAGUGCAGUGCAGAUGGCGAUCCUCAGCCCACCGUCGCCUGGCUGACGCCGCGACGGAGACUGGUCACCACCAAAUCGAAUGGGAGAGCUACGGUGCUGGGAGAUGGCACCCUGGAGAUCCGGUUUGCCCAAGAUCAAGACAGCGGGAUCUAUGUUUGUGUGGCCAGCAACGCUGCUGGGAACGACACCUUGUCAGCCACCCUAACCGUCAAAGGGUUUGCCUCGGAUCGUUUCCUUUAUGCCAACAGGACUCCUAUGUACAUGACAGAUUCCAAUGACACCAGUUCCAAUGGAACCAAUAUGAAUACAUUUUCCCUGGACCUUAAGACAAUACUGGUGUCGACAGCCAUGGGCUGCUUCACAUUCCUCGGGGUGGUUUUAUUUUGUUUCUUACUACUUUUUGUGUGGAGCCGAGGGAAAGGCAAGCAUAAAACCAACAUUGACCUCGAGUACGUCCCCCGUAAGAACAAUGGUGCGGUUGUGGAAGGGGAGGUCCCGGGACCACGCAGGUUCAAUAUGAAAAUGAUUUGA
Podarcis lilfordi (Lilford's wall lizard) is the source of this 1758-nucleotide messenger RNA. Lineage: Eukaryota; Metazoa; Chordata; Lepidosauria; Squamata; Lacertidae. The record is from the annotation of a GenBank genome assembly.